CAGUUCAGCCUGUAAACAGAGAACAAGGCACCAUUAUGAUGUCGGCGUUGGUUGUUUAUGUCACCUCAUAUACGAUACAAACGGCCAGCAGUGCCACCGUCACUCACUGUUGCUCGCUGCAGGGCCAACUAAGCCAGCUUGACUCGAGAUGAAAGAACAGAUGAGCAAGGUCGUCGAAAGGGGGUUCAUAAUUUAAGGUCCGGCUCGCCCCUUCACCGGACCCUUUCUCUCCAGGUCUCUCGCUUCCUUCACCAGUCUCUCCUGAGUCCAGUCCAGUCCUGUCUUUAGCUGAACCCCAGACACUCGUUCACCCUCGGUCACUCAGCGAGACAUUCCACCCAAUCCAUACCUACCUACCAGCUCAUCGAGAUCAACAGUCACUCAUGUUAUCCUCCCACAACCACCUCGCGACAUGGAUCCUCUCCAUGCUCGCUAGCACCCUUAUGGGGGUAGCAACAGCAGAAACCAUCGUCAUCAAAGCCGAUGGGCUCGUCUUUGGCCCGGAGAUCAUCACCGCCAACAAGGGCGACACUCUCGAGUUCCAUUUCCUACCUAGGAACCACUCGGUCGUCAAGGGUUACUUUGGCCAUCCGUGCCAGCCUGCGACGGCGGAUAUCGAGGGACCGUUUUUCUCGGGGUUUUUGCCGGCGAAGAGUAAUGAGGAGAAUCCCUCAAUCUUCCGCGUAACCAUCGGCUCAACAUCCCCCUUCCCCUUCUACUGCUCCACCCCCUCCCACUGCUCCAAAGGCAUGAUCGGCAUCGUCAACGGCUCCCCCGACCAGCUCGCCCAAUACAAAGACCAAGCAGCGCGGGAAGCCGCCGCCCAGCCCGGCGGCGACUUUCCUUUCGAGAAAAUGAACCCGCCUGAUCCCUCCAAGCCGUUUGGUGGUGAACUGAUCAAGAACCCGGAUUAUGCUGCUUGGUAUGGUGGUGAUUCUUCUACUACUACCGCGGCGGCGGCGGGAGCGGGUGUGACGGGGGGAGCAGAUGGUUAUGGACAAGGUGCUCCGCCGCCGCCGCCGCCGCCUCCUCCGGCACCACCUGCUGCGUCGACACCUGCUGCUGCUACAAGUGGGAGUGCGGAGACUACGACUGGGGAAGUGGGGGGUGUGACGGCGAGUGCGACGGGGACGCCGGUUGCUGGUGGGGGGACGGUGGUUACUAGUACCGGGACGUCGACUUCUACGGUGACGAGUGGGAGUGGGGUGCCGGCUGCUUCGAGUCAGCCGCCGCCUGCUGCUAAUGGGGCGGUGGUUCCCGGUGGUGGUAGUGAGAUCCUUGGAUCAGUAGUUGCUGGUUUUAUGGUCGGGGUCGGUUUGUUACUUUGAGAUCAUCUUGUUGGGAGAAGAGGAUGAGAGUAAUGCACGGGUUGAGGUAGAUUGGUGGUGGGUUUAAUGUUGGAAAAGUGUAGUGAAAGAUCAGGCACAUUUACAGCUAGGAAUGUAAUGGAUGAACAUGAAGA
Molecule: messenger RNA, 1462 nt
Organism: Neurospora tetraspora
Lineage: Eukaryota; Fungi; Ascomycota; Sordariomycetes; Sordariales; Sordariaceae
Exons: 3
Coding region: 384-1328 (314 amino acids)
Source: RefSeq, a predicted model, not a curated record